Myotis brandtii (Brandt's bat) is the source of this 5954-nucleotide messenger RNA. It is a transcript of the gene ARHGAP28, whose product is annotated as Rho GTPase activating protein 28. The transcript is spliced from 16 exons. Gene Ontology annotation, biological process: negative regulation of stress fiber assembly; signal transduction; regulation of small GTPase mediated signal transduction. Gene Ontology annotation, molecular function: GTPase activator activity. Gene Ontology annotation, cellular component: cytoplasm. NCBI's taxonomy places the organism in Eukaryota, Metazoa, Chordata, Mammalia, Chiroptera, Vespertilionidae. The record is from RefSeq and is a predicted model, not a curated record. Bases 235 to 2367 code for a protein of 710 amino acids.
AGGAAAAGAAACAAAGCAAGAAAAAAACUUGACUAGAGCAGCUCGCCCGAGCCCUGAAGGAUCACAGCCGGUUUCCAGUUUCCUAGAGACAGGGAUCCCACCCCAGCACCUCGUCCUCAGGGCCCCCACCCCCCUCCAGGGCUCCGGGGCGUGUUUUGCAAUCUAUGCUAAUAGGGCUGCCCCGCGGGCGGGGCCGGCUGCCCUGACAGCCCGGAGAGAGCCCCCGGGAGCUGGAUGGGCCCUGCCUCCCCGCUGGUGACGGGGUCCCGGUGCUGGUCCAUGCUGGUCCCCGCCUUUGUUCUCGGGCGGGAGCCAGGACAUGCGCGGCUGACGAUGGAAGUGGAGGACUCGGGCGGCGUGGUGCUGACCGCCUACCACUCGUACGCCCGCUCCCAGCCGCCCAGCUCCGAGCCGCGCUGCGCGCCCCGCGCCGCCGCCAGCCACCCGGGCAGCAGAAAAUCCAUUCCUCGCUGCCGAAGAAUUAACAGGAUGCUCUCCAAUGAAUCCCUACACUCUCCUGCGUUCAGCCGCACCAACUCACAAGCCUCCGUGGACAGCGCCUCCAUGGACAGCGCCUCCAUGGAGGAUUUCUGGCGGGAAAUAGAAAGUAUUAAAGAGAACAGCAUGGGAGGGCAGGAAGAGCCGGCGCCAGCUGAGGUCAAGCCUGUGGAUGAAGGAGAACUUGAAGCAGAGUGGUUGCAAGAUGUGGGUUUAUCAACCCUGAUCUCAGGUGAUGAAGAGGAGGAUGGCAAAGCCUUGCUCUCCACAUUGACUCGAACCCAAGCAGCUGCAGUGAAAAAGAGAUAUAAUACUUACACUCAAACCAUGAGAAAAAAGAACAAGCAGUCUAUCAGGGAUGUCAGAGACAUCUUUGGAGUCAGCGAAUCUCCUCCAGAUGCCGCUUCUCUCAACAGUACUACCUUGUCAGAUGGGUCCCAGGAUGAAGAAGGGAAGUUUGCACUUCCCAGGAGUGGCUCUGUGUCUAUCCUCGAGACUAUUCCAGAUAUACCAGUUCAUUCCAAUGGAUCGGCCAGCCCUGGACAGUCAGUUCAGAAUUCCGUGAGUGAUGAUGAUUAUCGGGUAAAGAACAUUCCACCUGAAGCUGAAGAGCUGUCCUUUGAAGUAUCUUACUCAGAAAUGGUUACAGAGGCUCCAAAAAGAAAUAAAUGUAAGAAGUCAGAUUUUAAGAAAGAAGACUAUGUCUUUACUAAAUUUAUUGUUCAGAAAACCAGAUUUGGCUUAACUGAAGCAGGGGAUCUGUCUGCUGAAGACAUGAAGAAAAUCCGCCACCUCUCUCUGAUUGAAUUGACAGCCUUUUUUGAUGCCUUUGGAAUUCCACUGAAGAGAAACAAAACAGAGAAAGUAAAAGGAAGAGACAAUGGGAUUUUUGGAGUUCCACUUACAGUCCUGCUGGAGAGUGACCGGAAGAAGGACCCUGGAGUGAAAGUGCCCCUUGUGUUACAAAAACAAUACCGUGAAGAACUGGAUGCCAAGUUUAAUACUGACAAAUUUAAAUGGGACAAAAUGUGCCAUAGAGAAGCGGCAGUGAUGUUGAAAGCCUUUUUCAGAGAAUUACCCACUUCUCUCUUCCCUGUGGAAUAUAUACCUGCCUUCAUCACUCUAAUGGAAAGAGGGCCUCACAUCAAAGUACAGUUUCAAGCCUUACACCUCAUGGUCAUGGCACUGCCUGAUGCCAACAGGGACACAGCUCAGGCCCUCAUGACAUUCUUCAAUAAAGUGAUUGCCAAUGAAUCAAAGAACCGAAUGAGCAUAUGGAACAUUUCUACCAUAAUGGCACCAAACCUUUUCUUCAGCAGAAGCAAGCAUUCUGACUAUGAAGAAUUACGCUUAGCAAACACUGCAGCCCACAUCAUCCGCCUAAUGCUCAACUACCAGAAAAUUCUGUGGAAGGUCCCAUCUUUCUUAAUCAAUCAAGUCCGAAGAAUGAAUGAAGCCACCAUGUUGUUAAAGAAGCAGCUCCCAAGUGUCAAAAAAUUGCUAAGGAGGAAGACCAUAGAACGAGAGGUUACAAGCCCCAAGACUUCAAAGGUACUACAAAAAUCACCCUCUUUAAGAAGAAUGUCUGAUGUGCCUGAAGGAGUCAUAAGAGUCCAUGCUCCACGUCUUUCGAAGGUUUCCAUGGCCAUUCAGCUCAGUAGUCAAACCAAAGCCAAAGACAUACUGGCAAAAUUUCAGUAUGAGAACAGUCAUGGUUCUUCAGAAUGCAUUAAAAUUCAGAACCAAAGGUUAUAUGAAAUUGGAGGAAAUAUAGGACAGCAUUGCUUGGAUCCAGAUGCUUACAUAUUGGAUGUAUAUCAUGUAAAUCCUCAAGCAGAAUGGGUCAUUAAACCCCAAUCAAGUUUUUGAAAUACCCUCAAGAUGGCAGCUAUUAUGUUUAAUAUGCCAAGAAAAUUCUACAUUAAGUAGGGGGAAAAAAGGCUGCUUUUGACAUGUUUGUUCCUAUAACCCUCGUGGUGUUUCUCAGCUCAAGCGGUGUCUCCCAGCAUUGUCAGCAUGAACUAUGGAAGAGGAUAUGGUUAAUCAUUUGAACUAAAGCUUUCUCAUGACAGUUCCUUGAUAAGAGUGAAAGAAAGAGGUCAUGAUCCUUCUGAAGAAAGACUAAUCGAGAACAGGAAUUCUGAUCAUUUCUAGUACGUUGGCUAUAGCAGAAAUGAACUUGAUCCUUAUCUAGGGAUAAGAAACACUUCUCUAUGUAGCAAAUGCUACCAAACACAAGAGGUGGAAAAAAGACUUUUUUGUACUUAUGCUAUAUAUACAUAUAUUGUCCUGUGUAAGCAAGAAUGCCAGAAAUAUCAGUAACCUCCACUCUAUAAAAUAAUUCAGCUCUACUUUCUAGUGGAAUCAGUUUCUAAAGUUACACAUACACUAUUUAUGCUCUGACUUUCUCCUGAAUUGAAGGAGAAACUUCUGUUUAAAGACACUGUACUAUUAUGUACGUUGUACUGUAUCAUGAUAAUCAGCAUUCUGGUGCAAAUGAACAUUUCUUUUUCUUGGACUGGUGAAAAUUUACAGUUAUAAAGCUUAUUCCCUUAUGAGCACAGGGCCACCUAGGCAAGCUUAGUUUGACAAAGGGUAUUCUUAUGUUUUCAUAACCUUCUGUGUAGUCAAAAGUCACAGAGCCUCUAUUUUUCUCAUCGUGAUUAUGGUGCUCAAUGAAUAGCUUUCCAUGUGCCGGGCAUUGAUUUCCUUUUCUGACCAAACAUAUCACUUUUUAUAUUUUACAACUGUAGAUAGUCACUUCUACAACCCCAGUUUAAAAAUACAGAACUGCCUUUAUCCACGAGUGCUUAAAAAUACCGUUACAUUCAGAUUUUGCAUGCUGUAAAAGCAGGUUUUGUUUCUGUUCAUCAAUCAUAGUCAUGGCCAAGCACUGGGGAUUAGCAUCAGGUUUUAAAAUCAGAUGCAUAUUUUGUAAGCGGAAAACUGUCUCGCUAUCAAGAUCCUGUGGAGCCAUUUUCAGACCUGAAAUUGAUAAGAACACACAGUCCCCAUGAUUGUAAUUGAAAGCAAAUCUAAAAUAUGCAGAAGGGCCAGACUGCUCUGCCUUUCAUCUUGAGAACGCAGAUAUAGUCCUUCUGGGGUGAGCUAGAAAUGGGGCCGCCGUCUCAUUUAUCCCACAUGCUUUGGAUUAGAAUCCACAGAUUGGUAUUUUGUUGACUUUAUAUCAGUUUUAAUGAGCUUUGACACUCAAACGACUCUCUUGCAGUUCAAACAAGAGACAAAAUUGCUCACAAUCACAGAAAACAUAUCUGCUUACCAAGUCUCAAAACAUGCGAUAAUUAAAGACCACAUAUACAAGAAAUUUUUAUAUGCUGCAGUAUGCCUUGAUGUCUAUAAAAACAUUACUUAUAUUCAGCAUGUUGAUAAUUCAGUUUCUGGUCAUUAAGAUUUUGCUAUAUUUUUGUAGAAAACUCAAAUAUCUAUUCAUUUUAUUUGUUUGAGAAUCUCAUUUCCUUUUCCUGAAAACGCAUUAGGAAAGAAACAUGUUCUGUAAGUUUAGACUUACAUUUCAUUAGCUUUCAGUAUGUGGGUAAUUGAUGACAUAUGAGUUUACAUAAUGAAUUUCAAAAGUCUGAAAAAAUGCUUUUAUCAUUUUUUCAAUUUAAACAACAGGAAUAAACAUUUCACUUUAUGUUGUUACUAAGUUCCAAGACAUAAGAUGGCAGUAAUAUAUGCCUACACACAUGGAAGAAACUCUUCAAAUUUACUACCUUACACUUCUAUGUAUAUAUGAAAAUAAUGAUUGAUUUAUCUCACUGUAUUUCUUAUCAUUUAGAAUAAAUUGUUUAUAUAGAAAAUUCAUGAAUCUAUUCAUUCCAUUUUUUUAUUUAGGAGUUUUCAUUUUCUUUUUAUUGAAAAUACAUUAGAACCUAUACAUAAGUUCUAAGGAUUUCAAGAUUUACCUCACUUGUCAUCAGUUUGAAAUAAAUUGCUAGCAGAUGACAGGUAAAAACAAUAAGUUUCUGAAUUUCUUAGCCACUUUGUGUGUUUUCAUAGGUCAGAGACUUAACUGAGUCAAUGACUUUAAUCACUUUAAUGUAUUCAAGGAUGUGUGACACCUUUCAAAUAACUGUAUUAUAUAGAAGGCCAUGUCAAUACCAAUAGCAUUAUCCAAUGAUAACUUUUAUUCUUAGUCAUAGGGUUAACUGAUUAGAGAAGAAUUUUCAGUAGACACACAGACUAAUUUUAUGUAAAUAAAAAGGGGUUUUGUUUUGUUUUUUUUUACUAAUUUUAUCUUUAAAGAAUAAACAAACCCUUACAAUUGAAAUUUAAAAAUGCAUGCCACCUAAGUAUUGAAAAACUAUCUUUGCCUUAUCAAGAGUUGUUUUAAAAUAAUUAUGGCAAUCUGUAAAAAUGAAUAGUAUAUUUGCAAACAAGAGCAGUCAGACUGGGCUUUUAAAUUCUGUUUUUAAUACCUUCCCACCCCACCUCACCCCUACUGCCCUUGGUGUACAGUUAGGAAAAUAAUAUCCAGGAAAGAACAAGAGAAAAUUAACAUUUUAGGAACACUUACUCAUUUAAAAAAAAACAACCUAGAACUGGCUCACUUUUUUAUUCUGCAAAAAAGAAUCCCUUUGCUAAGCAGCUCACUUGGGGAUAUAAUUUUUGGAGUGAAUGACCUUCGAACAAACUGGAAUGUUAAUUUCUUUAUAAUGUAUACACAGUAUAAACUACCUCACUUGCUUUUCUUGGGAAAAAAUUAAUGGACUUUAACAACUUUUGUUACAAACUGUCCCUGAGUCUUAUUUGUCACUUCAGUUAGUUUUCAGUGUACACUUAAUAAUAUACAUUUAAUAAUGUAAAAUAUUCUUAGCAAAAUCUUGAAGCCAAAAAUACUCUGUAACUGUUAUCUGUGGUAUGCUUUGAGAGAGUUCCUGUCCCUUGGUCAUUGUCUUGUGUGUUUAACCAUACUGAGAUGCAGGUUUUCAAGUGUAGGGAUUAAUAGUCAUCUCUUCUUGCAGGCAUUUUUCAACUGCUUUUCCUCUAUCGCAAGUGACUGAAAAGUAGGAUUAGAUUAACAUGACCCUUCUUUUAUCAAGCAUAUUUCAACUAUUUUUCACAAAUGUAUCACAUGCCUGAAAAGACUAUAAAUUGUGGGAUUGAAUAGUUCCUAGUUUCUGAUAGGCAUUUUCAAUUCUUUUCCAUAAAUAUAUCACUUAAUAAAACAUUAUAUAACAUGGAUUGAAAUGUUUCUUUCCAGCAUUUUCAGUAGGUUUACAUACACGUGCGCCUUAACUUUAAAAUAACAUGUUUUCUUUCAGGCAUUUUUCAACUCUUUUCUAAAACUGUGAUUUAAUUGAAAAAUUGUAUGUCACAAGGAAUGCCAAUGUUUUAUGUUGUCUCCCACCUUAAAAGUUAAUGAUUCUUUUGUCCCAUUAGCUUUUAUUGUUCGGUAUAAUAUGUAUGUUGCAUUUUAUUGAUGAAAAUAAAAA